GUCCACAGCUCAGUACGAGAAAAGUUUUUGAGAUGGGCUCAGCUCUAAUUAUUGCUGGCCUUCCAGUGAUCCUGUUAUUGAUGGGCGUGGCCUUUGGCAUGCCCACAUUUACGACCACCACCAAUUCCCCACCAGAAAUUGCAAAAAUCAAUUCCGAAAUUGAGGUCACUACUGGGAAAAGCGGCAAUGACUCAUCCAAAGUCAAAGAAAUCACAAGUGCGCCAGUUGCAACCAUUCCAGCUUUAUCAGAGGAAGAGAGUCAAUGCCAAUCUGCAUGGGAAAAGUUCUUGAUUGACUUUGGAACAAAAUAUCAAGAUGAUAUCGAGUUCCAGAAACGCCGAAACAUUUUUUGCGACAACUGGAAGGCGAUUCAGAAGCACAAUAAGCAAUUCGAAUUAGGAAUCGAGUCCUUCAAGAAGGGCAUAAAUCAGUGGAGUGAUCUUACGGUUGAUGAAUGGAAAGAGAAACAACGCCCCAAGCCAAUACCAAAAGAUGAAAGCACUAACAUCAAACCGACUAACGAUGAUCAUGAUAACCUUAAAUGCCAGGCUGCCUGGGAAAAAUUCCUAAUUGACUUUGGAGCAAAAUAUAGAGAUGAUAUUGAAUACGAAACUCGCCGAAACAUCUUUUGCGACAACUGGAAAGCGAUUCAAAAACACAACGAGAAAUUCGAACUGGGAAUCGAGUCCUUCAAGAAGGGCAUCAAUCAGUGGAGUGAUCUUACGGUUGAAGAAUGGAAGGAGAGCCAACGGCCCAAGUUUAUCCAAGGACCUGAAUUUACAACCAUCAAACCACCUAAGGAUGAUCAUGAUAGCAUUAAAUGUCAGGCUGCUUGGGAAAAGUUCCUGAUUGACUUUAAACCAAAAUAUCGAGAUGAUAUUGAAACUAAAAAGCGUAGAAAUAUCUUCUGUGACAACUGGAAGGCCAUUCAGAAGCACAAUGAGCAAUUCGAAUUAGGAGUUGAAUCCUUCAAGAAGGGAAUAAAUCAGUGGAGUGAUCUUACUGUUGAUGAAUGGAAAGAGAGCCAACGUCCCAAGUUGAUAGCAUUACCUGAAAUCACUACCACAAAACCUACUAGCGAUGAUAAUGAGAACAUUAAAUGUCAAUCUGCCUGGGAAAAGUUCCUGAAUGACUUUCAGCGCAAAUAUCAAGAUGAUAUCGAAAUGGAGAAGCGCCGAAAUAUCUUCUGUGACAACUGGAAGGCGAUUCAGAAGCACAAUGAGCAAUUCGAAUUAGAAGUCGUGUCCUUUAAGAAGGGAAUAAAUCAGUGGAGUGAUCUUACGGUUGAAGAAUGGAAAGAAAGUCAACGGCCCAAGUUUAUCCACGAACCUGAAUUCACAACCAUCAAACCACUUAAGGAUGAUACCAUUAAAUGUCAGGCUGCUUGGGAAAAGUUCCAGAUUGACUUUAAACCAAAAUAUCAAGAUGAUAUUGAAACUGAAAAACGACGAAAUAUCUUCUGUGACAACUGGAAGGCCAUUCAGAAGCACAAUGAGAAAUUCGAAUUAGGAAUCGAGUCUUUCGAGAAGGGAGUAAAUCAGUGGAGCGAUCUUACUAUUGAAGAAUGGAAAGAAAGUCAACGGCCCAAGCGUAUACCAGGAGCUGAAGUGAUAAUCACUAAGCCAACACAGGAUGAUAACGAUAACCUUAAAUGCCAGGCUGCCUGGGAAAAAUUCCUGAUUGACUUUAAACCAAUAUAUCAAGACGGUGCCGAAACCGAGAAACGACGAAAUAUAUUCUGUGACAACUGGAAAUCGAUUCAGAAACACAAUAAGCAAUUCGAAUUAGGUUUCGAGUCCUUUAAGAAGGGAAUAAAUCAGUGGAGUGAUCUGACCAUUGAGGAAUGGAAAGAGAGUCAACGUCCCAACUUCAUACCAAAGGAUGAAAUCACUACAGCCAAACCAGUUAAUGAUGAUCAAGAUAACGAUAAAUGUCAGUCUGCCUGGGAAAAAUUCCUGAUUGACUUUGGAUCAAAAUAUCAAGAUGAUUUGGAAUUCGAGAAACGCCGAAAUAUCUUCUGUGAUAACUGGAAGGCGAUUCAGAAGCACAAUAAGCAAUUCGAAUUAGGAACCAUCUCCUUUAAGAAGGGAGUUAAUCAGUGGAGUGAUUUAACGAUUGAAGAAUGGAAAACCAAACAGCGACCUAUAAUUAAUCCACAACUUUAAAGUGGAAAAUCCAUGAAGAUGAGAAUCGUUUUGAAAUGUUAAUGAUUAACUUGGAUUGAUGAACCAUAUGAACCUAUAACCAAAAUAUGAUGUACCAUUUAACUGGAACUGAAAACCAAGUUGGCAAGAAAACAAAAACCAUUAUUAUAUGAUUACUUUUCGGAUUCCAGUUGUUUAAUGAACUCACCUUUAAGACACAAAUGUACAUUAAAAAAAGGCAACUAACCCAAAAAAAAAAAUACUUAAGUGAUUUUGGGUUGGUUUUUAAAAAUA
Drosophila eugracilis is the source of this 2438-nucleotide messenger RNA. RefSeq lists its product as uncharacterized. NCBI's taxonomy places the organism in Eukaryota, Metazoa, Arthropoda, Insecta, Diptera, Drosophilidae. Bases 33 to 2165 code for a protein of 710 amino acids. The record is from RefSeq and is a predicted model, not a curated record. The transcript has 9 exons.